This is a messenger RNA of Clupea harengus (Atlantic herring), 1248 nucleotides long. Its product is annotated as leukocyte elastase inhibitor-like. The annotation marks the transcript as partial. Lineage: Eukaryota; Metazoa; Chordata; Actinopteri; Clupeiformes; Clupeidae. The transcript is spliced from 7 exons. The record is from RefSeq and is a predicted model, not a curated record.
CGGCUGUGGAAACUCCAGUUGGACAUCUGCAUCAGUCCUCUCUUCUUCAAGUCAACUCAACUCAUCUCGUCAUCUACGAGGAUCUUCUGUCCGUCUCUCCUCCACCUGCUGCCGCCUUUCUGCCCCUGGGCGUGUGGCUUUAACCUCAUCCACCAGAGGUCUGCAGAUGGUGAUUUCCAUGUUGGCUUCAACAAGCUCUUCGCUGAACUCAACAAAGAAGGAGCCCCAUAUGCACUGAGUCUGGCCAAUCGCCUGUAUGGAGAAAAGACCUACAAGUUUGUUGAGAAAUUCCUUGCUGACACCAAGACACACUAUCUUGCCGAGUUGGAGGCUGUUGACUUCCGCACAAAUGCACAGGCGGCACGACUGAACAUCAACAAAUGGGUGGAGGAAAAGACACAAGAGAAAAUCAAGGACCUGUUGGCUGAAGGGGUUGUGGAUGAUGAAACAAGACUUGUGUUGGUAAACGCCAUCUACUUCAAAGGCAACUGGGAGAAGCAGUUCAACCGUGCUCGCACCAGUGAAGUUAAAUUUAAGCUCAAUAAGAAUGAAAGUAAGCCUGUGCAAAUGAUGCAUCAGACGGCGCCGUUCCCCUUUACCUACGUCCCCGAUGCCAACUGCCAGAUUCUGGAACUCCCCUAUGUGGGCAAAGACAUGAGCAUGCUCGUUUUGCUCCCAAAUGAAAUGGAGGACAACGCCACUGGACUGGAGAAGCUGGAGCAGAUGCUCACGUAUGACAAACUUGUGGAGUGGACCAGGCCUGACAUGAUGCACACCGUGUGGGUCGAGGUGGGUCUCCCCAGGUUCAAGCUGGAAGAGACCUAUGAUCUCGAGGAGAUCCUGGUCAGCAUGGGCAUGGUGGAUGCCUUUAGCCCCCAGUGUGACUUCUCCGGCAUGUCCUGCGACAAUCUGGUUCUGUCCAAGGUCGUGCACAAGUCCUUUGUGGAAGUGAACGAGGAGGGCACUGAGGCAGCCGCAGCUACAGCUGCCGUCAUGGUGAAUUACUGUGAAUUACCCUUCCUCUUCCUCAUCCGACACAACCCCACACAGAGCAUCCUCUUCUAUGGCCGCUACAGCUCCCCUUAAGCUGAGGCUAGAGUGGUAAAGAAGUCUACAUAGAAAGAUGUCUCAGGAAUGUCUGAAGAGAUCCUGUGUCUGACUAGCUACCUGUAACUUAAAGUCUUACUAUGAAUUAGAAUUUUUCUUCUCAUUGGAAAAUAGUCUUAUACUGGAUGCUUUAAGAAUGUU